CAAACGCACGCGGCGGCUCUCUCGAGAGGGGCGCGCACACCACUGUGCACCGACGACGUUUUCCGCUGUCGCGAGAGUCGCAUACUACACAUUAUAAUAAUAUCUCCUCCGCGGUGCGUGUACGUUUCCGUUUUUGAUCGUCCGUUGCGCCGCCGUACGCUCGCGAACACUGCGUCCUUCCGUCCGUCGGUUCGAUCGGGCACUCGCGAUUUUUAUGUGAUCAUUCGGCGACGAGCUUGGUUCGACCGGAAGUAUAGUUUCCGUCAACACUAUGCGACCGGCCGCGGCGUUCGGCAAACCGUUCACUUACCUGGCGGCCUCACCCGCCGCCGCCGAUCAUCGUCCGCCGCAGCCACAACUCCAAACCCCAGUGCCGGCGUCCGUAUUGCACACGUUUUCCGGCACCGGCGGUGGCGCCAGCAGUGGCGCUCCAACGCCGCCGGUCAGGACGUCCACAGCUACAGCGCAAGGGACGACGGCCACGGGCAAACAGAAACCACCCCCGGUGCCGCCUAGGGGUGAACAGACUAGAUUGACCACAGUGCCGGCGAAAAGAUCUGCUGCGGAACCGGUCUGCAAGAAACCGGAACCGGCGGUGGUGACCGCUUCGUCACCUCCUCCUCCGCCGCCGCCACCAUCGCCACCUCGUACCGUUGUUUCGGACGUAGACACUAACCUACCACCACCGCCGCCUAUUAUACCAUCGCCAGUGGCCGCUGAACCGGACGAAGACUUGUCCGCUUCGGCGUUGAUCAGCAAGUUUGAAAACGGAUGUGCCGUCAAACCGUCGUCAGUCAUUGCCGGUACAAUAGUCGACCAGAAGCUUCCCGUUGAAGUGGACUCGGGCACUUCCACGUUGGCCGAGAGUACAGACGAUGAUAACGACGACGACGAUGACGACGACGACGAUGACGAUGACGACGACGGAGAGGAUGAUGGCGCAGCGGACAUUUGGGUGCGAACCAUCGAGUCACCGGUCAAGAAUGUACAUCCGCAAAAGGUCCGACACCAUUCAGACAGCGCGAUAAAGGCGGUCACGGCCGAGUCCUCGCCGCCGACUGAGAAACGCGGCAGCCUGCCGGUCGACGUGACUGUGGAAGAGAAGAAUUUAUCACCACCGGCAAAAGACUUGGCCAGGUCGUCAUUCCGAUUAUCGGCUGGUAGUCGGUGUUCGUCGCCCGCACUGCUGGCGGUCAACAGUCAACAGAACAAGCAGCAGUCGUCGUCGGAUGGUAGGAAAAUCAGCGCGGCCGAGGCGCUCGGUGUGGUGGCUAAACCGUGUCCACGCAUACUGCCUUCGUCGGCGACGUUAGACGCGGCGUGCCGGCGUCAAUCGCUGGGAAAUCUCGCCGAGUCACGGUUCGGAACGAUGCUUUCCUCGUCGGUGCGUUCGUCGUGGGCCCCGCCAUCGGGAGUUCAGACGGACGUUGAGUCUACACAAAGCGAACCAUCGUUCGACUACAGGCGCAAAAAAUUCACAAAACGGUGCUCGAGCGCGGACGGCCGGAACCCCGUGCAUCACCACCAUCAUCACCAUCACUACCACACCAUGCAGUCCGGUAGCCGAGCGGCGGCUGCCCGGGACCCGGACUUUGGCGCCAAACGGGCUUUCAUCCAGGAGAAGUUGCAGGCGGCUGGAACGAAAUUGCAGAACGCCGGCAUCGUGCCAUCCGGGUUGCCGCCCACGCCGCCGCCACCGGCAGUCUCGGCUUACCACAUGCAACUGCACAAUGGCGGCGUAGACUGUGGUAAACCGCCGCGGUCGUCGUCGUGCAAUUGUGGCCAGCACCAGGCCACGUCCAGGCCGAUGUUCAUCAACAAGCGAACUGCGUCCGCCGAAGAGUUGCUGCCGCCACCGGCCGCCGUCACCGUGGCCGAAGCGGACCUGUUCACGGCCGCGGGACGCCAGGUGUCCACGUCGUCGUCGUCGUCGUCGUCCGGCGGCCGCGGUUCGUUUGGCCGGUCACAACGCGUCACGUUCGCUCUCGACCAGCACCAGCAUCAGCUGUUCACGGCUGGACGGCCCUCGGGCUGCGCUGAACCGACGUCUUCGUCCUCAUCGUCAGUCGCCAAAAAACCAUUCAAGAGCAAUUUAAAGGUCAAAGACGUCGGUGCAGCCGCUGCGCCCGAACUGAACGUGCUUGGAACUGGCGCCAUCGACACCAGACUACCGCCACAAUACCCGCACCCAUACGGACUGCCUUACAAGUUGCCGGCUGUUACUGCCGACGUUUUGCAGGGCAAAGGAAAUUCAGCUAUAAUGAAAUCCUUGCACAAGCCAAAGCAAUCGUCUUAUGGAGGUUCCCCAUCACCAGAUCUAAUGUUAAAAGAAGGAAAUCUUAGACGGAGUCGACCGCAGACAAGCGUACACGACGGUUGUGCCACUCUCAACGGCGGGUUGGGACGACAUUCGUCUUCCGCAUCGUCGUCCGGCGUACAUUCAGACACCGCUGCCGAGACGGACAACACUUUAGUCUAUAGAGAUGGCAUUCUGUUAUCCGGACCGUUGUCCAGUCUUAUUCAACACUUGGUCCCCACCACUGAUUAUUACCCAGAUCAAGCGUAUCUAUUUGCGUUUAUUCUUAGCUCCCGGUUAUUCGUGAAACCACACGAACUGCUUGCCAAAGUCGUGGCUGUAUGUCACGCACAGCAAAGGCUUGGUGACCAAGUAUCGGCUGCUUUAAACCCUCUCCACAAGGAUCAGCUGUCGCGAUUCGUGCCCCGGUUAGUCCAACUAUUGGCCGAGUGGACAGACAAGUUUCCAUACGACUUCCGUGACGAACGGGUCAUGGCGCAUGUCCGGGAGAUUACACAUCAAUGUGUGUCCGUUGAACCGGCUGUCCGACACCAAGUCUCUGCGAUGCUACAGACGUUAUUGCACAGGCUCACGGCUCUCGACAAGUACGAGACUUUCCUACAACAGACUGGCACUGAUGCCACAGUUGGAUCUGCUGAUGCUUUAUCACCGACGGACACGAUGGAGGUCUGUUCCAGUGCGUCGUUGCUUGGCCAACAACUCACUCUUGUCGAACUCGAAAGGCUUUCGUUCAUUGGACCUGAAGAGUUUGUGCAAGCAUUUGCUAAGGACAGUCCACAUAUCGAUUCUUCGUUUAAAGACAUGAAAAAGACAAAGAAUCUCGAGUCGUAUGUCCAUUGGUUUAAUCGGCUCAGCUACUUAGUGGCAUCCGAAAUAUGCAAGCAUUCGAAAAAAAAACAGCGUGUAAAAACAAUUGAGUUUUGGAUUGAGACAGCCCGAGAGUGUUUCAACGUGGGAAACUUCAAUUCACUUAUGGCUAUCAUUGCAGGGCUUAACAUGUCGCCAAUAAGCAGGCUCAAAAAAACGUGGAAUAAAGUGCAACAGUCCGCUAAGUUUACCAUACUGGAACAGUACAUGGACCCAUCGUCCAAUUUCAGCAGCUACCGGUCAACGCUCAAGGCUGCUCUGUGGAGGAGCGCUGGUGCCACCGAUCAGCGUCAGAGGGUUGUCAUACCGUUCUUUUCGUUACUCGUCAAAGACAUUUAUUUCCUAAAUGAAGGAUGUCGUAAUAGGCUCGACAAUGGCCACAUAAAUUUCGAAAAAUUUUGGCAAUUGGCCAAACAGGUGACAGAGUUCAUUACGUGGAAACAGGCGGCUUGCCCGUAUGAGAAGAACGCCAAUCUUGUGUUGUUUCUCCUCACCACGCCAGUGCUCAACGAAAAAGCGCUCACAUUAUUGUCAUUCGAACGCGAACCGCCAGACAACAGCGUGGAAAAAGAACACUACAAAACCCUCAAGACUGCAUCGUAAUAUGCUGUAUUCUCAAUUAUUGUAUACACUUCUGGACUUUAAUUUUCCACUUCUUCAAAAGUCUGUUUUAAUUUAUUUUUAUUUUUUUUCAAAGCACAAAGAUGUGUAAAUGUUUUUUUUUUUCAAUGUUUCAUCUUAGGAUUGACUUGUAUGAUUAUUAUUAUUAUUGCACAAAAGGCUUCCAUAUUAGUGUUGCAUUUUGAAAUAAUGUAUAUUAUGUAUUUUUACGAAAAUUAAAAUGUUAAGAAAAAAAAAUAAUUGUAUAAAGUUGAAUAGGUUGUAUUUUUAUAUGUACUUAAACCGAUUAUAUUUUAUCGAAUUUACGAUUUCCACUUCAUAUUAAGUUGUUCAAAUAUCGUCAGUAUUAUUUUCAAACAAACUAACAAGU
Melanaphis sacchari is the source of this 4175-nucleotide messenger RNA. RefSeq lists its product as uncharacterized. NCBI's taxonomy places the organism in Eukaryota, Metazoa, Arthropoda, Insecta, Hemiptera, Aphididae. The transcript has 12 exons. Gene Ontology annotation, biological process: positive regulation of GTPase activity; Ras protein signal transduction. Bases 272 to 3787 code for a protein of 1171 amino acids. Gene Ontology annotation, molecular function: guanyl-nucleotide exchange factor activity. The record is from RefSeq and is a predicted model, not a curated record. Gene Ontology annotation, cellular component: plasma membrane.